CCAGACUGCGAAUACGACAGGGUGUUUAGCUAAGUCAAAAGCCUGAAAGAGAAGAGGAUUGAUAGCCAUGCUGAAGUUCGCCAUUAUGGAGUAGGCUGAAAAUGACUGAAACCCACGGAAAUCAGAUAUGCAGUUCACUGUUUACCUUGCUCUUCUUGCGCUUGCUCACCGUUCGUGGGCCCAACCGGCUUAUGGCUACAGUGAGUAUCCUGAGCAUAGUGAUUUGGAUACAGCGGCUCAAGACCACCAUGAAGAGCAGCAUCGGGAAGACAACGAAACUCCUAUGCCAUACUCGUUCCAAUACAGCGCCAACGAUCCUGAAGGAUCCCACUCACAUUCGGCCACAUCUGACGGAAACACUGUCACAGGCGAAUACAGCAUUCAGCUGGCUGAUGGCCGAAUGCGGACCGUCAAGUACACAGCUGACGAGAAUGGCUACCGAGCCGAAAUCGUAACCAAUGAAUUAGGCACAGAGUCAAAAAAUCCUGCUGAUGUAAUCAUCAAAUCAUCAGCCCCCACAGGGCCAGAUGCUGCGUUAGAGGGCUCACCGGCUGCAGUUGCUGCUCCUGCUCCUGCCCCUGCGCCUGCCGAGGUCGAGGCCACCGAGACCCCCGCUGCUAAAACUGACCCUGAUGACGCUUCGGCAUCUCAGCUGGAUCAUGUCUUCGUACAGUCGCCAACUGCCUACAACAGCGAGCGUCAGCAAAGACAAAAGUAUCGGUACUACGGAAGCAGAUACGCUCAGUAGCUGUGGCCGUAAAAUAGUUUUUUCCUGUUGAAUCAAGGUUUUCGGUACAUACCCGAGAAAGCCUCGUUAGCUUUGUGAUCUUUGCUCAUGCUUGUUUAGGCUAGAAUUAAGCAUGCAGGUGAAUUUGGUAUAUAGAGUCCUGUACCUAAUGCACCGAAACAAUCAGUAUCGUCAUAGCAAAUGCGAAUAGGAUAAACAAAAUCCAUCAUAUUCGAAUUCUGGGACCCGUAAUGCAGCACCGUAUGAGGUAAUUAUUCUACAAGAUAUUUCGUAUUUAAGAUAGUAAAAUAAGUUAUUCAGACGAAACUCAUAUUCGAGAACUUCUCCGGCCAGAGUUUGUACGGCGCAUUGUGUAGCACAGUAUGUGCGACAAACACUUGAACGCCAUCAUAUAAAAUGCGUCAAUCAUUCACCGUUUGUCAGCUUUGUUUGUGUACACCUGCCUAUCGUGUCCUUCGACUAUUGAUGGAUAUGUAUGCGUCUUUGUAAACCGCUCGUUCAAACUAUUUUCUGUCCACUCGACAUUCGUAUGUUAUUUUCUCUCUCAUCUCGAGAAGAUAUUGUUUGCAGUGUGCCCUCAUCCGCGUCAGCCGAAAAAAAAAACCAAAAAAAAAACUUGAUUGUGUUAUCGGACCUACUUUUCUAGUUAGUUUGUAUAACUUUUGAACAGUUAAAAUUUCUACAUAGAGAUGAAAGUUGUCCGAACUAUUCGCAUACACAGUGCACUAGAUGUAGCACUAAUACGUGUAACAUUAAUCUAAUAUAAUAAUUUAAGUUGGUUAUUUAUAGUAGUGACAAUUGUGUGCCGGAUUAUAGCUGGUACGGGUGGCGAUCGAAUCGCUCACCGUUACAACUAUUCUAUAUAAGCUUUCAGAUGUAAUUAUGUACGAUCGAAAGAUGGACGUCCGAUUAUGUACACUAAUAAUUCGUUAAAUAAACCAACGACAGUCAUA
Molecule: messenger RNA, 1701 nt
Organism: Varroa destructor (honeybee mite)
Lineage: Eukaryota; Metazoa; Arthropoda; Arachnida; Mesostigmata; Varroidae
Cellular component (GO): extracellular matrix
Source: RefSeq, a predicted model, not a curated record